Molecule: messenger RNA, 4851 nt
Organism: Didymella exigua CBS 183.55
Lineage: Eukaryota; Fungi; Ascomycota; Dothideomycetes; Pleosporales; Didymellaceae
Exons: 3
Coding region: 206-4387 (1393 amino acids)
Biological process (GO): protein phosphorylation
Molecular function (GO): ATP binding; protein kinase activity
Source: RefSeq, a predicted model, not a curated record
GCAGAGUCAUAAACGUGCUCACCGGAUUGCAGCGCCCUUGACUUUAAUAGUCUAGCGAAGUGCCUGACCGUUCAGGCCCUGAAGACUCACAUCACAUCAUACCUACAGACACACUCUUUUCCGGAGGACAAGACGAACCUCCGUGAAUCAGCAGCUAACCAACACUACCACAACGCCCUUUCCCAUACACGAACAACCUCGAGCAAUGGAGGGCACUGGAUUCGCUUUUGACACAGCGGAUAUGGACUUCAACAACGUGUUCGCGACGAUGCCGCAGCAGCAGCAGCUCGCGAAGCCUACUGAGGAUAACACCUUUGGCUUCUUUGGUGACGAGCGCAUCGACACGGCGGCAUCUUUCAUUGAUCCGACUAUCUUCUCGACCCCCUCUCAGGAUAUGAGCUUUAUGCCCCAGACCCUUGCCAUGGAUAACACUAUGAGCAACGCGAUCUGGAAAAGCCAUCUGACACCGGAAUCACUCAUCAUGAACUCCUUCCCAGCAACCCCUACACAAUCACUCGAGAUGUACCCAAUAAUAGAUAUCAGCACUUCGUUGGGUAAGAGGCCCCGCCAGCCUGAUGCGGAGGACUUCACACAGUCUAAGCGCCACGAGACGACCGGCGACUACUCACUAUCUUGCUCAUCACAAUCUCCACACAUGGACGUCAUUCAGGGCCUCUCAGAUGAAGCUGCCGACGUCUGCACAAUAUGGUUCAACAAUUAUGCUGUACUGCCAAGCGAUCGCCACAUUGACUCGCUCAGCCAGCUCACAGGAGAGUCGGCCGAUGCCAUCCGGCAGUGGUUCGGACGAUUGCUCAAGCAGGGUAUGGGCGGCGCUGACUCCGCUUACAAGUCGCAAACAGAUAUGCUGCCAGCUUUGUGCUGGUCGGACUCCUACACAACAGACCUGGCAACACAUCAGUCCGGAGGAGCUCAGGUACCUCAGCUUCUGACGUCGCAGCUUACACAGGAGAACAUUGCAACUCCAGAAAGACGAUCCUCGAACGACACAACAGUAGUUGGGCAACCAGUGUCGAAUCUCCGUGGUCGGAAGAAGCGCUGUACACCAACUGGGGAUCGGGACAUGCUGGCCAGGGACCCGAACAAAAUUUACCAGUGCACACGAAAGUGCGGCAAACGCUAUGGGCGUAAGUGCGACUGGAAGAGGAGCGAAGAGGAGGGGUAUCCAUGUAAAUCGUGGGUGUGCAGCCUAUGCACAUCUGAAGAAGUUGAGAAUGUACGGCCUUGCUUCAGGAAGUACCAUUUCGUUCAGCAUUUCAGGAAUAUCCAUCCUGGUGUGAACAGCGAUGAGUACGAGCGGGCGAGUAUCGUGUGCUCUGAGACCGAUUUCCCAAGGAACUGCGGUUUCUGUAAGCACAAGUUCGACUCGAGGCAGGACCGAAUUGAUCACAUUGCCGAUCAUUUCAAGCAGGGCAAGUGCAUGCUAGACUGGAAUGACGAGAGCAACGACGAUGAUAAUAACUCCGACAACAACGAUGGCGACGACGAUGACAACGACGACAACGACAGGCCCAGUGGCAACGGCUAUGACAGUGCGCCUUCACACUUACCACCGCAGAGCGAUCCUGGUGACUUCGGGCCUCACUGUUAUGGCGGAGGCGACUACGCAGGCGGUGGUAGUGGCAGCGGCGGCAACGGUCCGAGCCUGCUGUCUGGCAGCUUCUUCCAGUUCCAGCUCUUGUCGAAAUCGAACACUAUCAAUGUCACGAAGCGAACCCAGGGCGAGCAGGGGCAACAACGAUCGAGCCCACACACCGAGACGCGCAGUUUCUCUCCCGACCCUUCCCCAAGCGAGGAGGGUAUCUUAUGUGAAGAGGAUGCAACACCAACGCGAGAUGACCAGACUUCUUUGACCGGAGAUACUCUCUCCGGCCGGUUAGUUGGGGGGGCUCAACUCCCCUCGCAGCCUCUCGUGGCUCGCGGAGUUUGUCUAAGCAAGAAUGGUGUUGGCCUCGUAUCGGACGCUGCGACUCGACUUCCGACCGUACUGGACUCGCAAACUAAUCCGACGGGUGGAUUCACCAAGCACAGUGCAACCAGAACAUUCGCGAGUCACUAUACUGAAGAUUCACGCAUUCCGACUACAGCUGUACCAGAUACAGCUCAGUUUACUACGGACCAGUUGAACCCCGAUGUACCAACCGCACAAGCGACGCCAACCAAGGCAUUCGUCCCGUCCGCCGCCGUACUCGACACGCUACAACAGUUUACACCGCAGUCAUUCCUGAGUGUCCGACUACUUGGUGCUGGAGGCUUUGGUACUGUCGAUGAAGUACUACAUCGAGCGACGAACUUACGACUGGGUCGGAAGACGCUCAAGAAUCGCGAUCAGACUGCCAUGGAAGAGCUCAAGAAGGAAGUAAGCAUAUUGCAGAAGCUUCGCCACCCUCACAUAAUUCGCUUCCUUGGCGCAUACUCUAAGGGCGACAAGAUGUCUAUCCUUGUAUCGCCGGUUGCCGAGACGACCCUUGCACUCUGGCUUGAGCAAGCAACCCUACAACAACCAGCCAACCUCGUCAACGUCGUCAGUAAGAUGUUCGGAUGUCUUGUGUCGUCAGUCCGGUACCUCCACGAACAGCGGCCGGUUGUCAAGCAUAUGGAUAUCAAGCCGCAAAACAUCCUUGUUGCUCACGGAGACCAAAAAUUCCCGCGCGUAGUACUGUGCGAUUUCGGCAUCAGCUCAGCCGACGAGGAUCUACCCGAUGGCCAGCACAAGCCACUCACUCGUCGAUACGUCGCUCCAGAGGUUUUCAAUGGCUUUGCUCGCAAGCAAUCUGCCGAUAUCUGGUCUCUUGGAUGUGUUUUUGCCGAGAUGGCAUCUGUGCCGUUCGGCCAGUCCAACUCUGUGUGGGUGAACUUCCGUCGCGAGUAUAGCGGACGCACAGGCAAGCACUACUGGCAAGAUGUACCAAGCCUACAGGACUGGCUAUCAGACUUCCUCGAGGAUGCUGUGUCCCCCACUGAGCGAAAGGUGGUGGGUACGCUCAAGAAUAUGCUCAAUGCAGAUCCGACCGAGCGACCGAGCGCAGCGCUUCUCUCCCUGAGCUUCACUCCAGCGCCAUGCUGUCUUGAGUGGCCGAAUGAUAAGGUCGCAUUCCCUGCACCAGACCAAGAGCUUGAAGCUGUAGAAGUACUCAUCAGCAAGGGCGAUCCCGACUGCUCCGACCACCAUGACCAGAAGGCCAGCGUAGUCGUUGAUCGCACCCCUGACGUCUUCAAGAACGCUAAGCACUGGAUCGAGGAGUGCUCAUGCUCCCACAAUGCCUGUCGCCAAUACGCACCAGCCAAUGGCACCCUACCGACACGCCUCGUCGACACUCAGCCCAGGGGCAUUGACGACAGCGUCAUUUGCGUUGUUGAUAGUGCUUCGAUCACUCAAUGCUCCGAGGACAUACAAUAUGCUACACUCAGCUACGUCUGGAACAAGACCGACGUCACUCUGACCACUGCUCAACUGCGAGACGUAAAACUAGGUCUACAGCGACAGACACUGCCCAAGCCACUAGAGUCUGGAAUACAAGCUGCACAGAAUCUUGGCUUCCGGUAUGUCUGGAUCGACUCACUAUGUGUCCUCCAGGACUCGGAAGUCGACAAGCGUAGCGAGUGUGCCGACAUGGCAUCGGUAUUCCGCAAUGCUGCACUGACAAUCGUACUUGACCAAAUCACCAAGCAUUGCUCCGAAAAUACCGACAUUGUUUUGCCAAACGCAAAUGCAAAAACACAACUGCAAAAUUCCAACAGUAGCAUGGAUGCAUCAUCGGUAAUCUCUUCGCUACCAGUUAGUGAUUUCACCACGCCUGCCUUUGGUUGGGAUACUCGCGCCUGGGCUCUACAAGAACGCCUCCUCAGCCGUCGCCUCUUACAUCUUUGCGAGGGGCAGUUGUAUUGGGAGUGUGCAUCCCUGAAGGCCUCGGAUACCUUCCCACGCGGUCUUUCGUCACUUGUCUGGGAGAAAGUACACAGCAAAUCCUGCCACGAUCGUCCUCAGCGCGGCACGGCUGGCUCCAAGUCGAUUAUUGUCAAGAACACGAGUCGCAUGUCCCACAGCGGCAAGUCUGAAGUACAUCCUCCACUGAGCAAAGCCAAGCGGUGCUCAGAGGCCACUGACUACCCCCGCGCUCAACAUUUGGGCCAGAACUCGGGCAACUAUGUUGAUACCAACGCUACCCCGUUCUGGGACUCAGGUCAUCGCCCACGCAAGGAGCAUGGUAAGACCGCUGGACUGACUGGGCAUCCGCUGGGCGACAGUCUUGCGAACACACUGGCGCACCAGCUUGCGUGUUGUAAGCAUUCGCAUCCGUGUGCUUCCGGAGUGGAAGAUAUAGUGCACGCUGACAGUUUUGCUGAAGAGGAUGGUCCGAAAGUGUAGGCGUAGAUGCAUUCGAUCGCAAGAGCUGGACUUCGCGUACCCCCUAGAUCGUCAUUCCCUAUUCUGUUUUUGACAUAGUUGAUUCAAAUUUGCAACGACAGUUCUGCGCUUUACGUCACUAUGCACCUAAUGGCCCCCUUGUGUUCUUAUUCCGCCUUGGUCACUCACAUCCUAGCUUAGAUACCUUCGUGGUGCCAAUGCUCUGGCGAUCUUGUCACGGGCAGAAGAGGUCUACUUAGCAGGCCUACUUUGAGGUACUAAUGUAUGUACAUUUUGCCUCCUUUUUGGCUGCAACAGAUCUCUUGCCUAUCAGAUUAACCACUACGGCAAGCCAUAUUGUACUUGAUAUUCAUUGUAAUAAUGAGCUUAAACUGAAGCCGUCUUUCAUUGAAGACAGGACCCAGGAGACCUUCAGUAAUCUGAAUUUUGAGUCUGGGAACCAAAUUAGACCUUUUGCACUGCGG